Pyrus x bretschneideri (Chinese white pear) is the source of this 1093-nucleotide messenger RNA. RefSeq names its product calcineurin B-like protein 10. The coding region runs from base 72 to 872 and encodes 266 amino acids. NCBI's taxonomy places the organism in Eukaryota, Viridiplantae, Streptophyta, Magnoliopsida, Rosales, Rosaceae. Gene Ontology annotation, molecular function: calcium ion binding; kinase binding. The record is from RefSeq and is a predicted model, not a curated record. Gene Ontology annotation, biological process: calcium-mediated signaling. The transcript has 9 exons.
CCUUCCUUCUGCAUUCACAGGCAAACUCUCUCUCUCUCUCUCUCCCUCUCUCUCUCUCUCUGCAAACGCCGAUGGCUGAGAGACCCAGAUUGCAAAUCCGUGACCUUCUAUUUCGUAUAGAUUAUUCCGCCUACAGCUUUACGACGAGUUCGAGCUCGCUGAAGAUCGGCGAGACACUCUGUGCGUUUUGCAGACCACUGAUUGGCCUGGUCGAGGCUUUCAUCUUCAGCUUAGCUGGUUGCUUCGAUUGCCACUGUCAACCUCACCGCCUUUCCUUCACCCACGAUGACGUCGUUCGACUCGCCGCCACCUCUCCAUUUAGUGUGAAUGAAGUGGAAGCAUUGCGCGAACUGUUUAACAAGUUAAGUAGCUCCAUUCUCGACGAUGGAUUACUUCACAAGGAGGAGCUGAGGUUGGCGCUUUUCAAAACUCUAGCUGGUGAAAAUCUUUUUCUUGAUAGGGUGUUUGAUGUUUUUGACGAAAAGAAAGAUGGAGUGAUUGAAUUUGAGGAGUUUGUCCACGCACUAAGUGUGUUUCAUCCGUAUGCUUCUCUUGAGGCCAAGAUUGAUUUCGCAUUUAGGUUGUAUGAUUUGAGGCAAACCGGAUACAUCGGGCGGGAAGAAGUCAGGCAAAUGGUGGUUGCUACUUUGUUGGAAUCCGGCAUUCAGAUGCCGGAUGAAACUCUGGAAGCUAUCGUCGAUAAGACGUUUGAGGAUGCCGACGUUGACAAGGAUGAAAAAAUUGGCAAAGACGAAUGGAAAGCCUAUGCUACUCGGUACCCAACACUCCUAAAGAACAUGACCCUUCCAUAUUUAAAGGACAUCACGACUGUUUUUCCGAGUUUUAUUUUCAACACUGGAGUCGAAGACUGAAAAUGUUGGUAAUGCUCUGCUAUGUAGAGUAUUCAACGAUAUCAUUCCUAUAUCUUGGCUUAGUUUAGGAAAUAAAUUUGUAAUUGAUUUGUAUAGAUUUAUUUUCCUGUUGUAUAUCUAGAAUGUAGGAUAGUUUAUUUCUCUAUCAAGAGUUCUUCUUUGUAUAAAUGUCUUGGUAUCAAUAGAAGAAAAUCACUUCUGCAAAAUAUAUUUUUACUCUA